AUGCACGCUGCUCAGUUCUUCGGAACAAACGAGUACGCCAUCGACAUCACUUCCGACGCCAUCGCCAAGGGCGCCGAUGUCAACGUCAAGGACGCAGCUGGCAGGACGCCUCUGCACAUGGCCUCGGCCUACGGAGCCACCCCCAUCGCUUCCCUCCUGCUGGAGAAGGGAGCUGAUCCAGAUGUGCAAGACAACAUGGGCUUGACUGCCCUCCACAUGUCUGCUGGCUACGUCAGGCCUACCACAACUAAGCUUCUGAUCGAGAACGGAGCUGUAAGAGCCUUGCUCCUCUCCUUCUCUGCCCUCUCGUUGCUCUUGUCCCUCCUCCUCCUCCUCCUCCUCCUCCUGGUCUGA
Messenger RNA from Guillardia theta CCMP2712, 354 nucleotides. RefSeq lists its product as hypothetical. NCBI's taxonomy places the organism in Eukaryota, Cryptophyceae, Pyrenomonadales, Geminigeraceae. Gene Ontology annotation, cellular component: nucleus; cytoplasm. The record is from RefSeq and is a predicted model, not a curated record. Bases 1 to 354 code for a protein of 117 amino acids. Gene Ontology annotation, molecular function: protein binding. The transcript is spliced from 2 exons.